Neocloeon triangulifer is the source of this 1481-nucleotide messenger RNA. RefSeq lists its product as uncharacterized. Bases 200 to 1243 code for a protein of 347 amino acids. The record is from RefSeq and is a predicted model, not a curated record. NCBI's taxonomy places the organism in Eukaryota, Metazoa, Arthropoda, Insecta, Ephemeroptera, Baetidae. The transcript has 4 exons.
CUUUCCUUGCCGUUCAUCAAAAAUGUAAACAAACAAUUACCAAAUAUACGAUCAUCGUGCUGCUCAUAUUGAAUUUUGGAAAAAGGCUCUUCAUACGCGCUGUGUCAUGUCAACCGAUAAAAGGAACAGGACUUAAAUACAGGAUCUUUAAACGCUCCAAGCUCCAAUAUUAUUGCUGCAAGCUGCAAAAACACAAAUAAUGAAGCCGGCAGAAUUAUCAGAAAAACAGGACAAAUAUAUGACACCAAACUCUAUCAAGCUAGAGCCUUGCAGUACAAAUGACAUCAAACCCUCGUCUGAAUUGUCUGAAAUAAAAGUAAAAAGUGAGCGUGAGCUAAGUGAUGCAGCAGACAUUCGUCAAGAUGAAGGCUCAAAUUCUCAGCUCCAUAAAUGCCCAACGUGUGGGAAAUACACUGCCCAAGACCUGAUUCAAGUGAAAAACAACUCAAAGGAAGGCAAAAACAGAUUCAUAUUGAAGUGUGAGAGCUGCUUCUCCCUAAGCAAAUGUAGGUUUAUGACAAUCGAGUAUCCGUGGGAAACAGAACUGAUGAAAAAUUGGACCUACAAUUCUACCUUCAGCGAGCCAGAAGUCAGCCUGAUGGAUGUUGUGCCCAUCUUCAACUGCAGCCACAUGUUCGCACCUUCCGAAGAUCCACUGGAAGAAAAUUCUUCCACUGACACUGCUCCAAAUCCUGCAAGUCCUGCACCCAUCAAGGCUGAGAAGAUUGUUCAUCCUGAGGAAACAAAGACUCCAGUUGCUACACACAGAUUGCAAGUUGCACAGAAGAGAAAAGUUGUUGUAAAAAUUGCUUCUGACAAUGAGAGCCAGAAAACGGCGUCACUCGCGAGCCAGCAGAGUAAAAGACUACAAUUGCAGAAUUUGCAGGAUCUAGCUGAGAGAAAUAACUUGACCUUAAAAAAAGGCGGAAAAGACCUUCAACAGGGCAAGGAGUGUAGUCAGACUUUGAAAUGCAGCCAACAGAAGUUAGACAAACAUGUGAAUAAUGAAAAAGACUGCUCUGUGAGUUCAAAUUGCGCCAUUCCGUUGAAAGAGAAGCCUGAUCGUUGUGUGCCUCCAAUACUAAAAUUUCAGAGAAGAGUUCCCCUGUGCACUAAAAGAGCUCAAUCUCCUGCUGCUGCUUGUAUUUUAGAAAGCAUGGAUACAGCUGUAAAAAAUUACCGAAAUCAAUGGUUGGCAGAAAUGCUGGGCCAACUUGAUCCAACUAAGCCACACACACAGUAGAGUACUUAAGGGAUGCCAAACUAAAAUUCCUAAAAUUAUCAUGGAGGAAAAAAAAUAAAAGUCAAGCUUCCUUCUUUUGUUCCUAAAAGGUAGCCUCAGGGUUGAGAGCUAGAGGAAAAUAUUCUUUGAUCAUACCCAAUCAUACCAUAAGCAAAUAAUGUUACGUCUACGUUCAUUCUGUAUGUCUUCUAUUUUGAGUAUAUAUAGGUUUGCUAUGCAAUGAACCAUACCACAAUUA